AUGCUAGACAGACUCCCAAAUGAACUCUUGCUUUGGAUCUGCAAGAGCCUUGGUAAAAACGACAUCGUUUGCUUGACCGCUUGCUGCCGGAAAACCGCAGCAAUCUGCACAGAAGCUCUAUUUGAUUGCCUCCAGCACGAUGAAAUGUCACCCCUUCAUCGAGCCAUACUCGCAAGACGACUAGACGUUGCGCACCUUUUGUUGACUCAUUACCACGCAAGUCCCAACUCCGAGUACCGUGGGAUGAGCACGCUUCUUCUCGCCAUUGAGAUGAGCUACCCACAAGCAGUUAAUCUCAUGUUGGAACAUCACCCACGGCUUUCCUAUAUUUGCGACUUUCAAGGUCGAGGGCCUUUGUCAAUCGCGGUCACGAAGGGCAACUUUGACAUCGUUGAACGCCUGUUGCAGUACCCCGCGCUGGACGUCAAUGACCGAUGCACCGAUGGCAUGUCCGCUUUGAUGUAUGCAGUGAAAUACUCGGAGCACGCCAUUCUAAGCCAUCUUCUGACCGAUUCCCGCGUGGAUGUCAGCAUCGAAGAUUGCUUUGGACAGAAUGCGCUACACCUCGCAGUCCGAAAGGAAGGAUAUAUCUCAGUGCAGAUCUUAGCCCGAGACCCUCGCUUGGAUGUCAAUUGGUGCGGCACCCACCGGAAUACGGCACUACUUCUCGCGGUCAAAACCAUCAAGGGGAGGUCGUCGCGUGGGAUAGUAGAAGCCCUACUGCUAAACCCAAAGCUUGACAUCAAUCACCAAGAUUUUAGGGGGCGCACGGCGCUGUGGCACGCGGUGGACCAGCAGAAUGAAGAGCUAGUGCAGCUGGUCUUGGACCAGGAUAGCCUCCGUUUGAAUGAUGCGGACGAUGGCGGUCUUACCCCUCUUGCGCGAACAACGGAGCAUCAAAGCCCUCGCUUGCUGCAGAUGCUGCUGAGCCAACCGGAAAUAUGUAUCAAUGCCAUGCCUGGUCCGGCUGUUCCACCGUUAUGGGCCGCGUGUCGGGCGGGUUCGCUCGCCACGGCUCAGAGCUUGCUGACCCAGAAAUCUAUUCAGAUCAAUGAGAAAGCCCCGUCUGGAACGUCACCCCUGCAUGUGGCCGUGAUCAAUCAACACUUGGAUAUUAUGUCUCUUCUACUCUCGCAGGAAGAGAUCCUACUGAAUGAGGUUGGGCCCUUGGGCUUCACGGCCCUCAUGUUUGCUGCUGCAAGCGGGUAUACUGCAUGUGUUGAACGGCUGUUACGACACCCGCAGAUUUAUCUUAAAGUGAAAGAUGCGUACGAUUACUGCGCUUUCCGCUUGGCGAUACUAUAUAAACAUGUUCGGUCGAUUAAUAUGUUACGCAGUGCGUUUGUGCGGCAGACAAUACGAGAGUUAGGCUGA
Molecule: messenger RNA, 1374 nt
Organism: Penicillium angulare
Lineage: Eukaryota; Fungi; Ascomycota; Eurotiomycetes; Eurotiales; Aspergillaceae
Product: ankyrin repeat domain-containing protein
Exons: 1
Coding region: 1-1374 (457 amino acids)
Biological process (GO): RNA processing
Molecular function (GO): protein binding; RNA nuclease activity; RNA binding
Source: RefSeq, a predicted model, not a curated record